Molecule: messenger RNA, 702 nt
Organism: Dreissena polymorpha
Lineage: Eukaryota; Metazoa; Mollusca; Bivalvia; Myida; Dreissenidae
Exons: 4
Coding region: 83-511 (142 amino acids)
Source: RefSeq, a predicted model, not a curated record
CGAUUCGACCACCAGAUUACAUAAAGAUAAGAAUUGCGCCAUUUAAACCUACAUGCAUGCAGUUGAGAUAUGACAGUUAACCAUGAUGGUUUAUAUACUAAUUGCGCUGCUUCUUAUUGUUACAUGUGGAUCUUUUGUUUUGGACGACUGUCAGCCUGGACCGCCGAAUGGCAACUUCGUUCUAAGCCUUAAGAACACACUGGUCUUACCAUUGUUCUUCCACAAUGUUACUCUUAAGACGACUGGACAGUGCACCAACGUGCUGAAGUACAUGGAAACAGCCUGUGACGGUGAUGAAAAUUUUAAAAAUUUCUCAAUGACUUACUUCCCAAAGUCUACCAGCUUCCCUGGGGCGUUCUUUGUAUCUGCAAUAAACGGUGUGGAGGGCGUGUCAGGGGAGACGUACUGGGAACUUAUCGAGCACAGCACUGGCAAGCAGUAUGACGUAGGAGCCACGCAUUACUUUCCGAAGGCUGGUGAUCAGGUGGCUUGGAACCUCACGCGUAUGUGACGAAAGUAUAACCUCGACCGGUUGUAAUUGGGAUAUUACGUUUUUAGUCAUUUGAAAAAUUAAACUGAUAGCCAUUCUCGUUUUACCGCUUUGAUUAAUGACACACGUUUUUGAUUUGCAAAUCCUUCACCGUGUAUGUCCUUUUACUCUUUGUAACAAUAUUAAAAUAAAUUGCAACUGUUUCGACAGAA